AAAAGCACUCUCUAACUGCUCUCUUACACAAAAAAGACAGACACAAACUCUCAUUUCAUUUUUGUUUAUACAUUUUACAAUAAAAAUCAAGAAAACUAAGCUAUUUAUCUAAAUAUGAAGAUGAAUCACAAAAUGCAACCACCAACGGAGGUGGCGGUGGCGGUGCAGCUCCCAGAGUCAAAGGUGGCAGCUACAGAGAACGUCAGUGGAACAAUCAGUGGCCCACUAGUGGGGUCUGGCGGUGGCGCUGUAAGACGUUUUGGCCGGAAAGAUGACGUCAUGCAUGUAUUACUUAGGUUAUUAUGUAUAGUAACCUCUGUAAUAGCUGUGUGUUUCAUGGUCACAGCUCAUCAGUCUAGCACUGUUUCCAUCUAUGGCUUUACUCUUCCUGUUCAUUCCAAGUGGUCAUUCUCUCACUCUUUUGAAUAUUUAGUUGGAGUAUCAGCAGCUGUUGCUGCACAUUCUUUGCUGCAAUUUCUCAUUAGUUUCUCAAGAUUGCUUACAAAAUCUCCAAUCAUUCCUUCAAGAAGUCAUGCUUGGCUUCUUUUUGCAGGCGAUCAGGUAUUUGCAUACGCUAUGAUUAGCGCUGGGGCUGCAGCUUCAGGAGUCACUAACUUGAAUCGCACAGGAAUCCAACAUACACCGUUACCGAAUUUCUGCAAGCCGUUACAUUACUUCUGUAACCAUGUUGCUGUUUCGAUAGCUUUCAGUUUCUUAAGCUGUUUCUUGCUGGCUGCAUUAGCUGUUCAGGAGGUUAUCUGGCUCUCCAAGUCUAAGUAUUGAAAUUAGUUUAAGUAUGUAUACUUUGUAGGAAAUGUGUUCUUGCUCUUAUUAGUUCUGCUGAUUUUCUACUUUCUUGGUAAUAUUGAAUGUAAUUCCAUUGAUUGAGACGCAUAAGGUUUUGCCCGUAGGGAUGUAAUCGAAUCGAAAUACUAUCAGAUUCGAUUAAAUUCUACUAUAAUAUUCAGAGUUUAAAAUUUAAA
This is a messenger RNA of Mercurialis annua (annual mercury), 983 nucleotides long. Its product is annotated as CASP-like protein 3A1. Bases 115 to 783 code for a protein of 222 amino acids. The record is from RefSeq and is a predicted model, not a curated record. The transcript is spliced from 3 exons. Lineage: Eukaryota; Viridiplantae; Streptophyta; Magnoliopsida; Malpighiales; Euphorbiaceae.